Cervus elaphus (red deer) is the source of this 2245-nucleotide messenger RNA. Its product is annotated as proto-oncogene tyrosine-protein kinase receptor Ret-like. The annotation marks the transcript as partial. Gene Ontology annotation, biological process: homophilic cell-cell adhesion. The record is from RefSeq and is a predicted model, not a curated record. The transcript has 11 exons. Lineage: Eukaryota; Metazoa; Chordata; Mammalia; Artiodactyla; Cervidae. Gene Ontology annotation, cellular component: membrane. Gene Ontology annotation, molecular function: calcium ion binding.
GCCCGCAGUGUUCACUGCGUCCUCCGCUCCAGGACGGGCGGUGCUGAGCGCCGCACCCCGCUGCUGAGCCCCCCAGCCCAAGGAAGCGUCCCUCUCGCCGCAGCCGCAGCGUGCAUCGGCGAUGGCGAAGGCGACGGCCAGCGCCGUGGGGCUGCGGUUCCUGCUUCUGCUGCUGCCCCUGCUCGGCGAAGCCCCGCUGGGACUCUACUUCUCCAGGGACGCUUACUGGGAGAAGCUAUACGUGGACCAGCCAGCCGGCACGCCCCUGCUCUAUGUCCAUGCCCUGCAGGACGUGCCAGAGGAGAUGCCCAGCUUCCGCCUGGGCCAGCACCUCUACAGCGCCUACCACACGCGGCUGCACGAGAACAACUGGGUCCGCAUCCAGGAGGACACGGGGCUUCUCUACCUUAACCAGAGCCUGGACCACAGCUCCUGGGAGAAGCUCAACAUCCUCAACGGCGGCUUCCCGCUGCUUACCAUCUACCUGCGGGUCUUCCUGUCACCCACAUCCCUUCGUGAGGGCGAGUGCCAGUGGCCAGGCUGUGCCCGAGUGUACUUCUCCAUCAUCAACGCCUCCUUCCCGGCUUGCGGCGCCCUCAAGCCCCGGGAGCUCUGCUUCCCUGAGUCAGGCCUGUCCUUCCGCAUCCGGGAGAACAGGCCCCCUGGCACCUUCCACCAGUUCCGCCUGCUGCCCGUGCAGUUCCUCUGCCCCAACGUCAGCGUGGCCUACAGGCUCCUGGGAGGUGAGAGUCUGCCUUUCCGCUGCGAUCCGGACAGCCUGGAGGUGAGCACGCGCUGGGCCCUGGACCGUGAGCAGCGGGAGAAGUAUGAGCUGGUGGCCGCGUGCACGGUUCGCAUGGGCAUGCGCGAGGAGGAGGUGAUGGUGCCCUUCCCUGUGACCGUGUACGACGAGGACGACUCUGCGCCCACCUUCUUCGGGGGCGUCGACAGUGCCAGCGCGGUGGUGGAGUUCAAGCGGAAGGAGGGCACAGUGGUAGCCACGUUAUGUGUCUUCGAUGCAGACGUGGUGCCAGCCUCCGGGGAGCUCCUGAGACGGUACACGAACACGCUGCUCUCUGGGGAUGCCAAGGCCCUCCGGACCUUCCGAGUGGAGCACAUGCCCAAUGAGACCUUGGCCCAGGCCAACGGCAGCUUUGUGCGGGCAACCGUGCAUGACUACAGGCUGGUUCUCAACCGGAGCCUCCCCAUCUCGGAGAGCUGGGCUGUGCAGCUGGCCGUGCUGGUCAACGACUCAGACUUCCAGGGCCCGGGGGAGGGUGUCGUCCUCCUCCACUUCAAUGUGUCCGUGCUGCCCGUCAGCCUGCGCCUGCCCAGUGCCUACUCCUUCUCGGUGAGCCGGCGGGCCCACCGCUUUGCCCAGAUCGGGAAAGUCUGCGUGGAAAACUGCCAGGAGUUCGGUGGCAUCCAAGUGCAGUACAGGCUGCAGCCCUCCAGCGCCAACUGCAGCGCCCUGGGGAUGGUCACCUCGGCGGAGGACACCUCGGGGACCCUGUUCGUGAAUGACACGGAGGCCUUGCAGCGGCCCGAGUGUUCCCAGCUCCAGUACACAGUGGUGGCCGCCGAGAAGCCAACCCGCCAGCAAGCGCAGGCCCUGCUGCUCGUUACCGUGGAAGGGAAGUACAUGCCUGAAGAGCCUGGCUGCCCCCUGUCCUGCGCGGUCAGCAAGAGGCAGCCUGAAUGUGAGGAAUGCGGUGGCCUGGGCUCUCUGACGGGCAGGUGCGAGUGGAGACAGGGAGAUGGCAAAGGGAUAACCAGGAACUUCUCCACCUGCUCCCCCAGCAUCAGGACCUGCCCCGAUGGCCACUGUGACGCCGUGGAGAGCAGAGACCCCAACAUCUGCCCCCAGGACUGCCUCCGGGGCGGCAGCAUCAUUGGUGGGCACGAACCUGGGGAGCGCCGGGGGAUUAAAGCUGGCUUCGGUAUCUGCAACUGCUUCCCUGAGAAGAAGAAGUGCUUCUGCGAGCCGGAGGAUAGCCAAGACACCCUGCGUGAUGACCUCUGCUGCACAGUGAUCACGGCAGCUGUGGUCUUCUCCAUCGUAUCUGUGCUGCUGUCUGUGCUGCUGUCCACCUUCUGCAUCCACCGCUACCGCAAGAAUGCCCACAAGCCGCCCAUUGCCUCGGCUGAGAUGACCUUCCGUCGACCCGCCCAAGCUUUCCCGGUCAGCUACUCCUCAUCUGGUGCCUGCCGGCCCUCUCUGGACUCCAUGGAGAACCAGGUCUUA